GAUGAAGCUCUCGCCACAGCAUCGGAGAGCAUGGCCGCCAUGAAAAAGCUCAACAAGGUCUGCUUCCUCGUGGCCAUGGAGCAGGAGAGCGCCCCGUUCAUCGCCGCGCUCGGCCUGAAGAAGCGCAGCACCAGCGGCCCGGCGCCCGUCAUCGUGCACGAGGGCACGUACAAGGGCGCGGCCGUCGUGGUCUACAACCCGGGCAUGAGCGACGGCAAGAGCCUCGUGGGCACGGACUUCGCGACGCUGGCGACGUUCCUCGCCGCGGAGCGCGACGCGCCGGACCUCUUCGUCAACGCGGGCACGUGCGGCGGCUUCGCGAAGCGCGGCGGCGCCGUCGGCGACGUCUACUGCGUGUCGUCGUUCCAGCACCACGACCGGCGCGUGCCCAUCCCCGGCUACGACGCCAUGUGCGUCGGCAAGCGCGCCGCCGUCGCGGCGCCGCGGCUCGUGGAGGCGCUCGGCGCGAAGACGGGCCCGUGCACGACGGGCAACUCGCUCGACUGCUCGCCGACGGACGCGGAGAUCAUCGACGCGUCCGGCGCCGUCUGCAAGGACAUGGAGGCCGCGGCCAUCGCCUGGGCCGCGGAGCUCACGGGCACGCCGCUCCUCGGCAUCAAGGUCGUCACGGACAUCGUCGACGGCGAGCAUCCGACGCAAGACGAGUUCCUCGCGAACCUCGCGAAGGCGUCGGACUCGCUCCAGGGCGUCUUGCCCAAGGUCCUCGACUUCGUCGUCGACAAGACCCUCGCGGAGCUCUAGUAACACGGCGGCCGGUAG
Messenger RNA from Aureococcus anophagefferens, 780 nucleotides. RefSeq lists its product as hypothetical. Bases 31 to 762 code for a protein of 243 amino acids. NCBI's taxonomy places the organism in Eukaryota, Pelagophyceae, Pelagomonadales, Pelagomonadaceae. Gene Ontology annotation, molecular function: methylthioadenosine nucleosidase activity. The record is from RefSeq and is a predicted model, not a curated record. Gene Ontology annotation, biological process: nucleoside metabolic process. The transcript has a single exon.